Thyridium curvatum is the source of this 765-nucleotide messenger RNA. RefSeq lists its product as uncharacterized. The transcript has 3 exons. NCBI's taxonomy places the organism in Eukaryota, Fungi, Ascomycota, Sordariomycetes, Thyridiales, Thyridiaceae. The record is from RefSeq and is a predicted model, not a curated record. Bases 1 to 765 code for a protein of 254 amino acids.
AUGUAUGAUGAGACUACAACUACAACGGCCCCGGCGCAAGCUAUGCGAGAGGCCUUUGGUGAAGGUACUACGGCACUCCACCCAACAUCAACCGCAAAAUCACCGCCUGUGUGGCGUCGCAAGCAGAAGGUAUCCGCUGGCCCGGAAGGCAAUUCGCAGGAGAGUGAUGAAGCCCAAGAUGUGGGUCCAUCAAGUGAGGUCGGGACAAGUGACAGCGACGAGGAGCAUGUCGUGUCCGGAAGCCGCGCGGAGGCAGGUGGGCCGGCGACGAAUCAUCGUGAUAUUGUCAUGGACAUGGACUCCGGGACCGGCGUCAGGCCGCGCUUCUUCAUGGCGGACGCGCCGACCAGUGAUGGCCAGGGCCUGUACAAGGACCUGGUUUCUAACAACGUCAUCAGCCUUGACAAGGAUGACAAAUACUUCAACACUCACGAGAACUGGAGCCUGGACCUGAUACGAGGAGCCUCAGCACUGUUGACUGUGGCAGCAUGCACUGUCGGCGCCCUCCACUCGACAACCGGCGAUUACGACACAUUUUACCCCGAAUUCUUGGCCUUGAGCAAUCAGCGAACCUUUUUCAAAACCAAUACCAUCGAAGACGUUCAAGUGGUUAUUUGGGAUUUCUGGUCGAGUGAGCUCUCGUGGAUAUUGUCGGGCGCGGCGGUGCGCAUCGCCGCCGAGCUGCAAGUGCAUAUUCAAGGCCAUCCAGGGCGACUGCCCGCACUAUCUAUCCACGCGGCUACGGCUGCUGGCCUACGUGUCUGA